Molecule: messenger RNA, 4563 nt
Organism: Rotaria sordida
Lineage: Eukaryota; Metazoa; Rotifera; Eurotatoria; Philodinida; Philodinidae
Source: the annotation of a GenBank genome assembly
AUGGAAUCUUCAUCAACAAUUGAACAUGAAAAAUUACCUAAUCCAAAUGCUCUAUGGAUAUUACUUGAUAAAUUAGGUGAAGGUACAUAUGGACAAGUUUUUCGUGCUAAACAUUAUAAUUCUGAUGAAUAUGUAGCAGCAAAAAUAAUUCGUCUUAAAUCCGAAGAUAUUUCGAAUGAAUUCGAAAAUGAAUUAAAUAUUUUAAAGAAAAUUUCUAAACAACAAGAGAAUUUACCUGAUUUUAUUGAUCUAUUUGGUGAUUUUGAUGAAUUCAAUGUUCCACGUAUAUGGUUCGUUAUGGAACUAUGUCAUUUAGGGCCAAUUACUCAACUAUUAAAACAAAUUCAAAAAGAAAAUCAAUUAAAUAAAUGUGAAAAAGAAAAAUUAGUUGCUUAUGCAUUAAAAAGUACAUUAAAAGCAUUAAAAUAUCUUCAUCAAUCAGGUAUUAUGCAUCGUGAUAUCAAAGGUAGUCAUAUAUUAGUAACAGAAAAUUAUAUUAUAAAAUUGAUUGAUUUCGGUGUUGCUGCUUUCUUUAGUAAAGCACAGCCAAAACGUAAUUCUAGUGUUGGUACUUCACUUUGGAUGGCACCUGAAGUCAUUGCAUGUGCUCAGCAAUUGGAAUAUUCAUUUGAUGAAAGAUGUGAUAUAUGGUCUCUUGGUAUAACAGCUAUUGAAUUAGCUGAUGGCGAAGCACCAUUAAGUCAAUAUCAUUCAACAAAAGCUUUAUUUGAAGUUCCACGUCGUCCACCACCGACAUUAAAAGAUACAACACAAUGGUCAGAAAAUUUUAAUAAAUUUAUUUCAGCUUGUUUAAUUAAAGAUUAUGAAUAUCGACCACAUGCCGAACAACUAUUAACAGAACAAUUAUUUGUUAAUUUUGAUGAUCAAACAACAGAUUUAUAUCGAAAUUUAUUAAAAACUUAUCAUAUGAAAUAUUCAUCCACAGAUAUUUCAAAUAAAUCUGUUGAAAGUGAUCAAUCAACAAUAAUUAAUGAUCAUACAGAAGUUUUAAAUAUUAAUCCUUGGAUUGAAAAUAUAAGUAAAUCAGCAGAUUUAAUUGAUUGUGAAAAUAAUUUAGCACAAAUUGAUUAUCUUGAUCAAGAACGUCUUAUUAAUUCCAUACGAAAACGUUUUAAUAAAACAUUAAUUUAUACAUAUAUCGGUGAUGUUUUAUUAGCAAUUAAUCCUAAACAAUUUUUACCUAUUGAUAAUCUUCAUUUUCAAUUAAAAUAUUUAAAAAUUACAAAACGUUUAUUACCACAUAUAUUUGCAAUAGCUACAAAUGUUUAUAAUCAAAUGAUGAUUAGUCGACAACCACAAUGUAUUAUUCUUUCAGGAGAAUCUGGUUCAGGUAAAACACAUGCAGCACAAAAUCUAAUAAGUGAAUUAGCUCUACUUGGUUUUGGUGAACAACGUGCAUUAGAAAAUCGUCUUGUUACAAUGAAUUUAUUACUUGAAUCAUUUGGUAAUGCUGAAACAUCAUUAAAUAAAAAUUCAUCACGUUUUGGUAAACUUCUUGAUAUAUUUUUUUCUGAAUAUGGUACAAUUGUUUAUGUUCAAUUAUCUCAAUUUCUUCUUGAAAAAACUCGUGUUGUACUUGCAAGUGGUAAUAAAAGAAAUUUUCAUAUAUUUUAUUCAAUAUAUUUACAUUUUUCUCAACAACAAAUAAAUCCUUGUAUUUUAAUUGAUCAAGAAUCAUUUGAAUUAUUUCAAACAAUAACAUAUUAUACAUAUCUUGGAAAUAGUUCGAAUCAAAUAUUAUCAUCAUUAUCAUUAAUUGAUUUAUUUCAAAUAUUAAAAGAAUUAAAUAUUACAGAUGAUGAACAAUCAUCAAUAUUAGCUAUUCUAACUGCAAUUAUUCAUUUAGGAAAUAUUUCAUUUAAAGCUGAAACAGAAUUUAAUGAACCUGGUUGUUCAAUUGAUGAACAAACAAAAUUACAUUCAAAUGCUGUUUAUCGUUUAUUAAAAAUUGAUAAUGAUCAAUUUAUUCAAUCAUUAUGUCAAUCAAGUUUAAUGACACGUGGUGAAACAGUUACAAAAUUAAAUACUAUUGCUGAAGCACAACAAACACGUGAUGCUAUGGCAAAAUCUCUUUAUUCACGUUUAUUUGAUUGGAUUGUAUAUGCAUUAAAUCGUUAUUUUCGUACGGAACUUGAAUAUCAACCAAAAUCAAUAAUUGAUAUUCGUAAACAACAUGAAAAAGAUGUAUUAAAUAAUAAAUUAUCUGUUCAAUUUAAAAUAAAUGACGAAUUAAAUACAAAAAAACGAAAUGAUAAUUUACAUUCAAUAUCAAUACUUGAUUUAUUUGGUUUUGAAACAUUUGAUUAUAAUUCUUAUGAACAAUUAUGUAUUAAUAUUGCUAAUGAACAAUUACAAUAUUUUUUUCGACAACAUACAUUUGCAUGGGAAAUGAAAGAAUAUGAAAAUGAAGAAAUACAAAAUACAACAUAUUCUGAUAAUUUUGAUUUUCCAAAUAAUCGAUCUAUUCUCGAUAUGUGUUUAUCAAAACCAAUUGGUUUAUUAGCUUUACUUGAUGAAGAAUCUCGUUUUCCUCAAUCAACAGAAUUUACUCUCAUUAAUAAAUGGCGUGAAAAUUUAAAUUCUUCAAAUUUUACAACAAAUACACCAACAUCUUCAUUAUCACGUAAAACAAUCAAAAAUCAAAAACAAAUUUCAUUAGAUCUUGAACCAUUAUUUACAAUAACACAUUAUGCGGGUAAAAUUAAAUAUACAGCAAAAGAUUUUCUUGAAAAAAAUCGUGAUUAUGUUCCAAUUGAAAUAAUUGAUUUACUUUUACAAAGUGAUGAUCAUCUUGUUAAUUUACUUUUUCGUAGUCGUCUUCGUAAAACUGGUAGUGUUAUUUAUACUGAACAAGAAAAAAAAUCAACUUUAUCUCGUUCAAUAUCUCAUAAAACAACAGUUAGUCGUACACAAGGUACAGUAUCAACAUAUUUUCGUUAUUCAUUAAUGGAAUUAGUUAGUACAAUGGCAUCAACACAGCCAACGUUUAUACGAUGUCUUGUACCAAAUCGUUUACCAUUUCAAACAUCACAUGUAACAUAUGAUCAUACAAGUUAUUUUCCACAAAAUUUUCAUUUUGAUACAAAUCAAUUUGAUGAAAAUGUUGUACUUGAACAAAUAAGAUAUAGUGGUUUAAUUGAAACAAUUGAAAUACGUCGACAUGGUUAUUCACAUCGAAUAUUAUUUGAAGAUUUUAUAUCAAUGUAUUCAUGUCUUAUUAAUUUAAAUUUAACAAUAAUAAAUAAUAAUGAUUAUAAACAAAUAUGUGAAUUAAUAUUAAAAAAAUUUCAUAUGAAUAAUUAUGCUAUUGGUAAAACAAAAGUUUUUUUAAAAUUUCAUCAUAUUGAACAAUUAAAUAUUGAACAUAAAAAUUUUUUAACAAAAAUUAUUCAUUUACAAUCAUAUAUAAGAAUGUAUUUAGUUAGGAAACAAAAUCAAAUUCUUAAAAUAAAUAAUAAUAAAACAAAUUAUGAAAAAUCUAUUGUACGUCUUCAAACGAUGGUACGUAGUUUUCUAGCUCGACGUACAGAAAAAAAAGUAUCAUUAGCCGUUAUUACUAUUCAAGCUUAUUGGAGAAUGUGGAAAGAACGAACUCGUUACAAAGAUCACCUUCUUAAUUAUCAUAAUCAACAAAUUCAAAUAUCGUAUUUUAUUAAACAAAUUGAAUUAUAUAGUAAUAAUUUAUAUCAACGAUUAAUAGAAUUAAAAAAUUCAAAUAAAUUUACAAAAAAAUUUUCUAUAGAUGAAGAUAAAAAUUCUUCUAAAAAUCAAUCUAUAUUAAAUACAAUGAGACAAUCAAAAUCACAAGAUAAAUUUUCUAUAAAUAGUAAACAAAAAUCCGUUAUUUUAUCUGGAUAUUAUGAUACAAUUUAUAAAGAAUAUUUAACUAAAAAAAAUAUAAAAAAUACAAAAAAUACUGAAGAAAAGAAAAAAGAUAUAACUAAUGAUACAAGUAUACAACGACCGUCAACAGCUCCGCCUGUAACUGAUAUUCCACAAGCUCCACCUUGUCCACCACCAGAGUUUUUUCAACAACCUGAUUCAAAAGUUAGUAUAGUCAUGCGACAAAAAUCAGCACCAGCUACAGUAAGAACUCCAGUUGAAGAAUUAAAACAAAUAUUUGCUAGACAAAAAUCAAAAGAAACAAAAUCAGUAUUAUCUAUCAUACCAUAUCGUUCUAUGUCUCCACUAUCAAUUACAAAAGAUCAUUCAUCGUCAUCAACAUUUCUUGCUCUUAAUCAUUCAAAUCCUAUAGUAACACAAGAUGAUUAUAUACCAAGACAUCGUCUUUCUUCAUCAUCAAAUAUAGUCAAAAGUAAAUCAACUGGUUUAGUAACUUGUAGUACAUCAAAUCUUGUUGGUCAUAUGGCAUUAACAUCCGAAAAUGUUCUUAAACUUAAAGAAAAUUUACGUAAAACUGGUUUCGUAAAAGGAAAUCAAACAUUAAGACGAAAAUUACCAACAGAAACAAUACAAAUUGAUUUUCGUAGUAUACUUCGUUCAUCAAAGAAUAAUUUAAAUAAAACAAUUAAUAAAUCAUAA